AUGCCCGUGGAACAUGUCGCGUCCAUCCAUGAUCCUAUCAACCCAUUACUCGGCGUCACACGGGCCAAACUGCUAAGUGAUGUGGACAGCUUUGCAGUGACAUAUGGACUCGAGGAGCACCGCGAGCUUCUACGCCAAGGCGCACUUCUCGCUCAAGAUGCACAGUAUGCGAGCCAGCUCACAGAAGAGGAGCAGACAAAGGUCUCUGAGGAGGUUACCCAUAAAUGGCAACACCCUAAGACGAUGUACCUCACCAUCAUUCUCAACUCCAUCGCUGCGGCCGUCCAAGGAUGGGAUGUUACCGGUUCCAAUGGGGCCAACCUGUCUUUCCCAGAAGCUUUUGGCAUUGCCGACACUGGAGAUGAGUGCACGAGCUCUGGCACCUGCGAGACCAAUUCCUGGCUGAUCGGUGUUAUCAACGCCUUUCCCUUCAUCACCAUCAGCCUUCUUGCAUGCUGGGCCUCAGACCCUCUCAAUCAUUACCUUGGUCGUCGCGGUACCAUAUUCCUAGGCGCAAUUUUUAGUCUGCUUGCACCAAUUGGAUCUGCUUUGACACAGAACUGGGGCCAGCUCCUUGCUUGCCGCUUUCUCCUGGGGGUGGGCAUGGGGGUGAAGGAUGUGACUGUGCCCGUGUACUCUGCAGAGAAUGCCCCAGCGAACAUCCGCGGCGCACUGGUCAUGAGUUGGCAGAUGUGGAUCGCGUUUGGCAUUUUCUUGGGCAACACUGCUAAUCUUGCCGUCAAGGAUGUCGGCGAUAUUGCUUGGAGACUACAGCUUGGCUCGGCCUUCAUACCCGCGGUGCCCUUGCUCUUGGGAAUCUUUUUCUGCCCCGAGUCUCCACGUUGGCUGAUCAAGAAGAGACGUUACGCAGACGCAUUUCAGAGCCUCCUCCGGCUCCGCAACUCGUCUAUACAGGCGGCUCGUGAUCUAUACUUCAUGCACGUCAUGAUUGAGUACGAGGAAAACGUUAUUGUGCAUGGUCGUGGUGUAGGCUUGGUAGGAUUCGUCCGCCGCUUCGGAGAUCUGCUCAGCAUUCCUCGACUGCGACGAGCCACGGUCGCCUCUUUCGUUGUUAUGAUCGCCCAGCAAAUGUGUGGAAUCAAUAUCAUUGCAUUCUACUCAGCCACCGUCUUCACCGAAGCCAAUGCCACAGUCACCCAGUCGCUUCUUGCAUCAUGGGGCUAUGGUCUUGUUAACUUUGCGUUUGCCUGGCCCGCUAUCUGGACGAUUGAUAAAUUUGGUCGCCGUGCAUUGUUGCUUUUUACCUUCCCACAUAUGGCGUGGACGCUGCUAGCUGCUGGAUUCUGCUUUUGGAUCCCCGAGGACAGCCGGGCGCACCUCGGUAUGGUAGCUUUCUUCAUUUUCCUCUUUGCUGCGGUAUACUCUCCAGGAGAAGGACCCGUUCCAUUCACCUAUUCGGCCGAGUGCUUCCCUCUAUCGCACCGCGAGAUUGGCAUGUCCUGGGCCGUUGCGACCAACUUCUUUUGGGCUGCUGUCUUGACAUUAACCUUUCCCCGCAUGCUACUUGCUUUCGGCGCACAGGGUUCGUUUGCAUUCUACGCUGGUACGAAUGUUAUGGCACUCGUACUGAUCUUCUUCUUUGUACCUGAGACCAAGGAACUUUCUUUGGAAGAGCUCGAUGCCGUUUUUCAAGUACCGACUCGUCGCUUCGUCAAGUUCCAAUUCUCGAAAGUCUUGCGCUAUACCAUCAAAUUCCGGAUCCUUGGGCAGAAGAACAUCCGAGAACCAAGACCAGAGGUUUGA
Cryphonectria parasitica EP155 is the source of this 1764-nucleotide messenger RNA. RefSeq lists its product as uncharacterized. Lineage: Eukaryota; Fungi; Ascomycota; Sordariomycetes; Diaporthales; Cryphonectriaceae. Gene Ontology annotation, biological process: transmembrane transport. Gene Ontology annotation, molecular function: myo-inositol:proton symporter activity. Gene Ontology annotation, cellular component: membrane. Bases 1 to 1764 code for a protein of 587 amino acids. The transcript has 4 exons. The record is from RefSeq and is a predicted model, not a curated record.